AGAAACACACUGAUCUCAGGAAGUUACAGUUUCAUCUAUUUUAAACUAAUUGAAUGCUUUAGAUGUUUAGAUGCUUUGUUUAUCUAAUACAUGGACAUUUCUAUCAAGAAGACACACCCAGAAUUGCGUCCACAAGAGCAAAAUUGUUUUGAGUAUUGCUGAAUUGCAGAAAUGUCCAACAACAGUAGCAGUCUUUGGGCCACCACGAUACAGAGUGUUACAACAAAUCUCCAUGCCACUGACGGGUUUAAGACUGAUAAUCAAAACAACUACCUAUAUGACUACUCUGAUUAUUUAAAUGGUGACUUUGGUGAAGCAGAACCAUGUUCAUUCAGGUCCCAAUCAGACCAUUUUCUCCCAGUUCUCUACUCGCUGUUCUUUGUGGUCGGCUUCCUGGGCAACAUGCUGGUGCUGUGGGUGAUCCUGAGAGGCGCUCAGAUGAAAAGCAUGACUGAUGUGUCUCUCCUGAACCUGGCCAUCGCUGACCUUCUACUAAUCUUCACUCUCCCCUUCCUGGCUCACUAUGCCAGAGAUACCUGGCGUUUUGGUGAUGCCAUGUGCAAGCUGGUCCUCGGUGUGUACUACAUUGGAUUUUAUGCUGGAAUUUUCUUUAUCGUGUUGAUGAGCAUCGACAGAUACUUGGCUAUCGUCCAUGCCGUGUUUGCCUUGAGAAUUCGUACAAAGACUUAUGGGAUUUUAGCUAGCAUGAUCAUCUGGAUUACAGCUAUUGCAGCAUCAUUUCCUGAGUUACUAUACCUCCGUACUGAAACAAACAAUACUGAAGUAAUUUGCACUGCUUAUCCAAAUGAUGAACAUAACAAGAUUAAGAGAAGUAUUGCUUUGAUCAAAAUGAACAUUGUAGGCCUCCUAAUUCCGCUGAUUAUUGUGGGAUAUUGCUACUCGAUGGUGCUCCGGAGGCUUCUGAUGCUUCGUACAUCCAAGAAACUGGCCAUUCGUCUUGUUGCAGUGGUCAUGCUGGUCUUCUUCUGCUGCUGGACACCGUACAACAUCACAGCAUUUAUCAAAGCACUGGAGCUGCAAGGAAUCCUGAGUUCAGGAUGUGAGCUCAGCAGAAAGAUCCAUCUGAUGCUGCAAGUCACGGAAGCCAUAGCGUACUCACACAGCUGCCUCAAUCCUUUUCUCUAUGUGUUUGUGGGGGAAAAGUUCAGGAGGCACCUCGCCAGGCUCCUGCGGCAGACGCCAUGUGUCCAUGUGCAGUGUAUGAAGAGCUACAUGACCCGGGCCGCAUCCUCUGUGUAUUCACAGACCACAAGUGUGGAUGAACGUUCAGUCGGUGUCUGAAAGUUCGGUUGUUGAAGGAACUAAUUUUUUACUGUACAUAUUUGCACUGCUUUGCAUAUACAGAGUUGAGGUAUACCUGGGUGUAGGAAGGAUUUAAUACCAAAAUUGAUGGAAUUAUUCAGUAUUGAGACCUCAGACAUGAUUUCAGUGCUAUUCAGAAGUUUGAUGGAAUGAUGAAGUUAGAAGAGUUGGGUGGAGUUUUGACCUUUAAAUCUAGUAAAAUGACCAACCCCUAAAAUGAGCUAUCAGUGUAAAAGAUGAAUGUUUGGAAUAUUCAACAGCUUAUAAGGUCUACCAAUAAUUUAAAAAUGCCAGCUCCUAUUUUUCUGCAGGUAGGCCAGUUUUAAAGAGAGCAGCAAAUCCAAACAAAUAGGCAAACUCAAGGUCAUAAUAACAAGCACAGGUCAAGUAAUCAGCAAACAGGGUGAAGAUGUAAGUCAGGAACCAACCAGGAACAAGAAUCAAGUACUAAUACAGCAUUAGAGAGGAACUGUGAGUGUGUUCUUGUGAUUUAAAACAGAUGAGAAGUCUGGUGACUGUUAAGGGAGGGUGUAUUCUGGGAUGUAGAGUCCAGUGCAGCUGUAUUUGUAGGUCACAGUGCAUCUUGGGAGUUGCAGGCCAGACCUGGCACUGAAGGUGCACACAACAUUUAUUGUGAACUACACACUGAUCUUGUUAAUAUGUUAAUAAGUUGUGUAAAUGUUAAUUUUUACCUUAACAUGAUUCUGAAUAUGACAAUCUUUGUCUGUGUAAAUAUUGAUGCAAAGCCCAGGUCACUGAAGGAUAAAUGGUUCGAUGUUGAGGCCAUAUUUGUUCCCAUUGAUGAUUUUAGAAGAUGACUAGAUUUUAGCUGAUUUUUAAAGGUUAGCUAAUAAACAUAGCUACACUGAUCAGGCAUAACAUUAUGACCACUGACAGGUGCCGUGAAUAACACUGAUUAUCUCCUCACCAUGGCACCUGUUAGUGGGUGGGAUAUAUUAGGCAGCAAGUGAACAUUUUGUCCUCAGUGUUGAUGUGUUAGAAGCAGGACAAAUGGACAAGCGUAAGGACUUGAGCGAGUUUGACAUGGGUCAAAUUGUGAUGGCCAGUAAGUAAAGACAAGUAAAAGUAAAGGCUGGCCUGUGUGAUCCGAUCCAAAAGACGAGCUACUGUUGCUCAAAUUGCUGAAGGAGUUAAUGCUGGUUCUGAUAGAAAGGUGUCAGAAUACACAGUGCAUGGUGGGUCAGGGCUGUUUUGGCCGCAAAAAGGGGACCAACACAACAUUAGGCAGAUGAUCAUAAUGUUAUGCCUGAUUGGUGUAUAGUAAACAUGGGGCAGGGACACAGUUUGCACAGUCUAGUGCGUAAAAUCUUGGCAUUAGAUGGGUGUGAGCUUGUAUUUGUAUAUGUUAAUGUUUAAUUUUAAAUGUUUUUUUUAAGUUGCGCAUAUUGUCAUGUACUUUGGUGUCAAAAUGUUGUAUGUGUUUAUGUGCUAGCUUCAGCAAAUCAGAGGUUUCUCUUUUUUGGAUUAGUGUGUGAUUAUAUGUAUAUAUCAGUAAUCUCUAUUAAACAGCACCAAACACACUGGGACACCGAGUAGUAUU
Messenger RNA from Hemibagrus wyckioides, 2884 nucleotides. Its product is annotated as C-C chemokine receptor type 1-like. Bases 172 to 1302 code for a protein of 376 amino acids. NCBI's taxonomy places the organism in Eukaryota, Metazoa, Chordata, Actinopteri, Siluriformes, Bagridae. Gene Ontology annotation, biological process: G protein-coupled receptor signaling pathway; chemotaxis; immune response. The transcript is spliced from 4 exons. Gene Ontology annotation, cellular component: membrane. Gene Ontology annotation, molecular function: chemokine receptor activity. The record is from RefSeq and is a predicted model, not a curated record.